GGCUGUGUUAUGAAAAGCGGCGGCGAAGGUGAGACACCAUGGAGAUGAGAGACUUGGAGUAGCCCUCAAAACACACUUGUUCCAUGUGGUGGUUGUUGCAGUCCCGUUUGCUGUAAAGUUCGUGCCAGUCCGGGGAAAUUUCUUAGGUUUGUGGCAGAAAAAAAUGAAUCAUCUUCAGCUUAUCACUUUCACAAAAGCCCGGGACAAAUCGGAUUAUUGGGAGAAUGGAGAGCACAGUAAUAAAAAAGAUCUCCAUGCACCCAAUGAAAUUAUAACAGGAGAGGAAGCCAGGAGCUUUUAUGAAAGUCUUGUGGGAACUGAAAGACCGCAGCCUCACUCUAAAAAAUCUUCUAGAAAACCAAAACCUGCCAUAUUGUCAUUACAGUCUCGUGAAACUGGUACCCAGUCAGAACAAAACACCUCCACAGCUCAGGAUCCUAAUGAGCAACGUAAAGGUCACCAGUUACUAAGGUGUUCUCAAGAAGGAGACUUGCGUGGGUUAAAAAGACUCGUGGAAAAAGAGAAGUGUAAUAUUAACUUUCAUGACUCUUACUACUGGACAGCUCUAAUGUGUGCGGCGUAUGAAGGAAGAAAAGAAGUUGUUGGGUAUUUGUUAGAGAGAGGUGCAGCUUGGGUAGGAGUAUGUGACACUCAGGGAAGGGAUGCUUUCUCAUUGGCAGAGGAAGCUGGCCAUGGAGACAUCGUUCAGCUUCUUCAAUCCUCCUUUACUUCUACAAAGAAGAACAUCGCAAGGAAAAGACCGUUGGAAAGAAAAUACUGUGAAGUCUGCAAAUCCCAUUACCAGGAAGAUACUCUUGAAACUCAUGAACGCUCUACAGUUCACCUUUUCAAUAACAAGAAGAAGCAGCCUGCUACUUAUUAUGCCAUACCAGAUCAUAACAGGGGGUUUAAGAUGAUGCUGAAGGAAGGCUGGAAUCGAGAGUCUGGGCUGGGACCAGAUGGAGAAGGGAGAAAAUUCCCAGUUAAGACUCUUCUAAAGAGAGAUACAAAGGGUCUUGGCUUCGACACAGACCAAAAACCUAAAGUUACGCACUUUCCUGCCAAUGACAGUAUGGCCAUUGCUAAUUUGCAAAUAAGACAAAAGAGAACAGAAAGAAUCUCAACAAUCAGCAAAAAAGACGAAAAGAGAAAGCAAGCAAAAGAGCGAGAUUGGGAAAGGAAUCUUCGAACUUACAUGAAUAUUGACUUUUAGUAUUUAUAUAUUGCUUUAAUUUUAUGUCUAAACACAUUAUCUUUGCAUUGGGGAAAUAUGUGCCAUCUGAUGGAAAAAGCUUUAAACUAAUUUAUACAUGGUCAAAUAUUAUGAAAGAGACGCUGAUACCGUUAAAAGGACUUUUAAUGAGGUAUACACAUAAAACCACCUUUGCUAAAAAUGACCACAAUAAAUAACUUGUGUUAAAAAAUGCAUUCUGUUCUUCUAAUUAAAAAGUUAAUAUUUUCCUAUUUUUUUCUAAAGCAUUCCCUUUUAGUGCUAUGACACCUGGAGCUACUUGUAGCCAGCUACUUGUCACGGCUACUCAUAGACAAUACUGAUAAUUGUCUCUGUAUCUAUCUCAGGUAUUUUCCUUGUAUAAAGGGCAGGUUGUUACCUUUGAACAAAUAAACAAACAUACCCCUCCUUUCUCUAAGCAAUAGCCUUUGACUCUUUUUCAGAGACUCCUCAGGCCAAAUUCACAUAGAGCAUUUGCUUUGCUUCUCUCAUCAGGGUUUUGUAGGUAGGCAGAGGAAGUAGCUCAAUAUAGCUACACUGACAGGCACAGACCUGAAAAUGCUUGCUUUAGCAGUUUUCAGGCCAGUCUCUGCUUCGCUCCAUGUAUCUGCGCCUGUCAGUGCCGCUACAUGGAGCUGCAGAAGAGGGUGGAUCUGCUUUGCGGAUUUGUAGGAAGGCAGAAAGAGGCAGAGCCAAUGCUCUGUGUGACUUUGGACUCAGUGGACACUUAACUCGUUUUACACUUUCUGCAGGACAACUAAACUUGUUUAGUGUCAGAAAUAUCAAAAACCAUAGGUAUUUCUUAUCUAAAAUAAUAGACAACUAUUAUGUUAAGCACAAGCCCUAUACACUGAGCUCAUGUUGAAAACUGUCACUUUUGGGUCUAGUAUCCCCUGGUCCUAGGAUGACACCAUGAAGCAUAUUUAUUAUUGCUUGAGCUUCCAGGUUCAAGCAGUUGGUUAUAGAAGCAGAUUAGCUUCUCUCUGUCUCAUUAAUAUUCAUUAGGCGGAGAGAAGUGGAGGGAACACAUGUGCCCUUGACCCUAGUGUUGGAAAUGCCUCUUUUUUAAACUCUGAUUUUACAGCUCAGACCUAGCACUUCUAAAAACCAUUGAAUUUCUAUCAUCUACAAAUGAUGUGUUGAAGGAAAUGGUUGCAUCACCAUUUCAGGUAAAAAUAUAAAAAGGCAGUACGUUCUGCUGCAAUCACCAGCCUUGGACAAAUGGUUUCCAGCUAUUACGGUGCAAAAUUUCUUAAUUAUUAAAAUGCCGUUAUUAGAAAUGGCACUGGAUACAAACGGUAAAGUUUCAGGCCCAAAUUGGCCUUUUGUCAAGUCAAUCAACAUGGUCAAGCUCUACUUACUUUAUUUUCUAAUGCUGUGCUACUUCAGAUUCUCCAUUUUGAACAUAACUGUGUCUGCACAGAUAUACAACAUAACUAUUUUCCACAGCCCUUGUACACCAUUAUGGUAACUAGGUUCCUGUGGCUAAAUCUGGUUUAAAAAGUGGUGCAGCAACUAACAACCUUAUCCUUUUUUACUAAAUUUUAACUGCUCUCAUUUUUGAAUAAACUGUCACCCAGGAAAUGAGAAAAAAGCAUCAA
Xenopus laevis (African clawed frog) is the source of this 2832-nucleotide messenger RNA. It is a transcript of the gene gpank1.L, whose product is annotated as G-patch domain and ankyrin repeats 1 L homeolog. Gene Ontology annotation, molecular function: nucleic acid binding. The record is from RefSeq and is marked provisional. Lineage: Eukaryota; Metazoa; Chordata; Amphibia; Anura; Pipidae.